UUGUGGGUCGUGAACUAAAUUUAAAGUGUAUUUGGAGUCCGGAUGAGAGAGAGAGAGAGAGAGGGGGAGGGAGACCUGAAAAGGCGAAGUCUUUGGAAAGAAAAGAGGCAGUGUUACAUUUAUUGACCUACAACUUUUUCUUCCUUGUGCAGUUGAUCUUGAUAUUAUAAAUCCAGUAGCUUAGAAAGAAGUAAUAUCUAUGCAUUCGGAUGAAAAAAGUUUUUUAUUUUUUUUAAAGAUUUUUUUCUCUCUUUCUGAGAGUUUUGGUCUUUGUUAAGAUGCUUACUGCUUCGAGGACCGAGAUCUCUUGUGGCUUGUGAUUAAGUUAGGCAGCUGUGCUUCGAUCGGUCUUACCUACCUGGGUGCCCGUGAUUCCUCAAGAGGUUCCGCCUUAUAUUUCUUUUGCUGAAAUGGGGUGUAAUAAGAACUUCAAAAGAUUGUUACCAAGAACUGAUCCUUUUUUUUCGGGGGGCAGCUGCAUGUAUGUACAUGACAAGGGGAAUAUAAAUUGACGGAAAGUUUCUCGAGAGAUUUUGAUUUUACCGGUAGCGUGAUUCACCAGUAGAAUGUCAUUCCGUAGCAUAGUUCGUGAUGUGAGGGAUGGCUUUGGGAGCUUAUCUAGACGCGGUUUUGAAGUCAGGUUCACUGGCCAUCACAGAGGCAAAUCGCAUGGUUCAUUGCAUGCUUUACACGAUCACCCUAUCAUAAUUCAGAGCAGCCGUUGGGCUAGCUUACCCCCUGAACUACUCUAUGAUGUAAUUAGGAGGUUGGAAGAGAGUGAGAGUACGUGGCCUGCUCGUAAGCACGUUGUUGCAUGUGCAGCAGUUUGCCGUUCUUGGAGGGUUACGUGCAAAGAAAUUGUUAAGAGUCCUGAGUUAUCCGGGAAACUAACCUUCCCUGUGUCGCUGAAGCAGCCGGGACCUCGGGAUGGAAAUUUUCAGUGUUUCAUAAAAAGGGAUAAAUCUGACUUAAUAUACCGCCUUUUUCUGUGUCUUAGCCCGUCUUUGCUGGUUGAAAAUGGAAAAUUCCUUCUUUCGGCAAAGAGGACUCGAAGAACCACGUACACGGAAUAUGUCAUCUCCAUGGAUGCAGAUAACGUUUCAAGAUCAAGUAGCACUUAUAUUGGGAAAUUAAGAUCAAACUUCCUUGGCACUAAGUUCAUAAUAUACGAUACACAGCCUCCAUACAGUUCCGCCUAUAUCCCCCCUCCAGGGCGGAGUAGCCGUAGGUUUUAUUCCAAAAAAGUCUCCCCAAAGGUUCCAACGGGCAGCUACAACAUUGCCCAGGUAACAUACGAACUAAAUGUGUUAGGCACUCGGGGCCCAAGGAAGAUGCAUUGCGUCAUGCAUUCAAUCCCAGCCUCGGCAAUUGAUGCAGGCGGCACUGUCCCAGGCCAGUCGGAGUUGCAUCCUCGCUCUCUCGAGGAUUCAUUCCGGAGCAUCUCCUUAUCAAAGUUUCGUGAUCACUCUGUUGAGUUCAGCAGCUCAAGAUUUUCUGAAAUCGGUGGGCCCCCUGAUGAUGAUGAGGAUGGCAAGCUCAGACCCUUGGUUUUGAAAAACAAGUCCCCUAGAUGGCACGAACAAUUACAGUGUUGGUGCUUGAACUUCCGUGGACGGGUAACUGUUGCCUCUGUUAAAAACUUCCAGUUGAUUGCCGCUACACAGCCUGCAGCUGGUGCUCCAACACCAUCUCAGCCAGCCCCACCAGAGCAUGAUAAGAUAAUUCUGCAGUUUGGUAAAGUUGGUAAAGAUAUGUUCACCAUGGAUUAUCGUUAUCCUCUAUCUGCAUUUCAGGCUUUUGCAAUUUGCUUGAGUAGCUUCGACACGAAAUUGGCGUGUGAAUAGAAAAAGCAUAAACUGAAGGCUGGAGAAAGCAGAACACUUUAAUGACAAUCUUUUUACCCUUUUUUCUUUUGCUCUUUACUCUUAUUUUUCUUUCUAUGGAUUCCUUCUAAUGUCAGUAGGAAUAGGAUAUUGUUGUUGUUGAUGUUGUUCUUCUGUUGUAAAACUCAUUUGUAAUUGUGGUGCUGGCCUGAUAUUUGAGCCUACAGCACUGCAAAUUGAAGUCUUUGUACCUUUAUUUGUUUCA
This is a messenger RNA of Carya illinoinensis, 2088 nucleotides long. Its product is annotated as tubby-like F-box protein 8. Gene Ontology annotation, molecular function: protein binding. Bases 567 to 1844 code for a protein of 425 amino acids. The record is from RefSeq and is a predicted model, not a curated record. The transcript has 7 exons. NCBI's taxonomy places the organism in Eukaryota, Viridiplantae, Streptophyta, Magnoliopsida, Fagales, Juglandaceae.